CUGCUCUGGUGGGGAUGGGGCUACUGGUGGGGACUACAAUGAUCCUGGCACUUGUCUUUCUCCCCAGGAUGGUGGGGCUCUACAAUGACCCAGAGGGGAAGAAUGUGUUUAGCAUGACUGAUCCUAAUCAGAGCACUGAGAUCAGGGAAGACAGUUCAACAACCGAGACCCUCCGCUACAGGAUCAGAGAGCUCGAGAAACAACUUGAAAAGAAGAAGGGUGGUGUUGUAAAGAGAGAAAACACUGCUGAACACAACACUCAACAAAAGAAUGGCUCUCAUAAGAUGUCCCUGACAUAGCAGCUGAUGAGGGCUAUCAAGACUACAACAAUUUCCCUACAGUAUUCAAUAUCAGUGCAAUGUAAAAUAUCCCACUUCCGCUU
This is a messenger RNA of Geodia barretti, 382 nucleotides long. NCBI's taxonomy places the organism in Eukaryota, Metazoa, Porifera, Demospongiae, Tetractinellida, Geodiidae. The record is from the annotation of a GenBank genome assembly.